Messenger RNA from Ipomoea nil (Japanese morning glory), 1747 nucleotides. RefSeq names its product purple acid phosphatase 1-like. Lineage: Eukaryota; Viridiplantae; Streptophyta; Magnoliopsida; Solanales; Convolvulaceae. Gene Ontology annotation, molecular function: acid phosphatase activity; metal ion binding. The transcript has 8 exons. Bases 247 to 1665 code for a protein of 472 amino acids. The record is from RefSeq and is a predicted model, not a curated record.
GUGCCCAUUAACCCCAUUUUCAAUCCAGAAGCUGGGAGCUGCCCAGACUGAGAUUCCACUUUCCCUUUCUUGAACAAUACCUAUAAGAAAUCCUCAAGUACACUCUACCUAUUUGACCAAACUUUCAGGGUGGAAUAUUCCUUGCACCUUGCCCAAAUCCUGUACUCUAAUAUUAUAAAUUUCUUAUAAAAGUUGGUUUCUUUUUCUGGGAGAUUUGAGAUUGGAACUUCAUCCCAAUCUAAAAGAAUGGGCUACUUGAAGCUCGGAUUUUUAUGCUUGGGAUUGGGCUUGAUCUUGAGUUUUUCUCUGUUGUGUGAUGCUGGGGUGACCAGUAGCUAUGCGAGGAAGAAUGGGUUGAGCUCAGAAUCCUCAGAUAUUGAUGAUAUGCCUUUGGAUAGUGAUGUCUUCACAGCCCCUCCUGGUUACAAUGCCCCCCAGCAGGUCCAUAUAACACAAGGGGAUUAUGAAGGGAAAGGUGUGAUUAUCUCUUGGGUUACACCCGAAGAGCCUGGCUCGAAAACGGUGGUUUAUUGGGCCGAGAAUAGCAGUGUCAAGAGGCGUGCAGAUGGCGUUGUCGUGACCUACAAGUUUUAUAAUUACACAUCCGGCUAUAUUCAUCACUGCACCAUCAAGGGUUUAGAGUACGAUACAAAAUACUAUUAUGAACUAGGGGUCGGGGAUGCAAAACGACAGUUUUGGUUUGUUACUCCUCCCAAACCUGGACCGGAUGUUCCCUAUACAUUUGGUUUAAUAGGGGAUCUCGGUCAGACUUAUGAUUCCAACGCCACAUUGACACAUUACGAAUUGAACCCUGUAAAAGGACAAUCGUUGUUGUUUGUUGGUGACCUUUCGUAUGCAGAUAGGUACCCGAAUCACGAUAACAACAGAUGGGAUACGUGGGGAAGGUUUGUGGAGAGAAGUACUGCAUAUCAACCGUGGAUUUGGACUGCUGGAAAUCACGAAAUUGAUUUUGUUCCCGAUAUUGGUGAAACCGUGCCGUUCAAACCUUUCACGCAUCGGUAUUUUAUGCCAUUUGAAUCGUCGGGGAGUACUUCUCCUCUUUGGUACUCGAUAAAAAGAGCUUCAGCGCAUAUCAUUGUCAUGUCUUCUUACUCGGCUUAUGGUACAUACACUCCUCAGUGGAAAUGGUUGCAAGGCGAACUACCUAAAGUUAACAGAAGCGAGACGCCAUGGCUAAUCGUGCUCAUGCAUAGCCCGAUGUAUAGUAGCUAUGUGCAUCACUAUAUGGAAGGGGAAACCAUGCGAGUGCUAUAUGAACCCUGGUUCGUGCAGUACAAAGUCGAUGUUGUUUUUGCUGGUCACGUUCACGCAUACGAACGAUCUGAACGUGUAUCAAAUAUCGCCUACAACAUUGUAAACGGGUUGUGCAGUCCAAAGAAUGACAACUCUGCCCCCGUUUAUAUCACCAUAGGAGACGGGGGGAAUUCAGAAGGAUUAGUCACCGAGAUGACACAGCCACAACCAAGUUACUCUGCUUACCGAGAAGCCAGCUUUGGCCAUGGCAUCUUCGAUAUCAAGAACAGGACUCACGCGCAUUUUGGUUGGCAUCGCAAUCAAGAUGGGUUGGCGGUUGAAGGUGACUCGCUUUGGUUUAUUAACCGGUAUUGGAUGUCGAAGGAAGAGGCAUCUGUAUCUGCAGUGUGAAAAUCUGCAGUUGAACUAAGUUGUUUGUUAUGUAGAUUAUGAACUUUCUUUACCAAAUGCAUAAUAAUGUUCUGUUUCUGUA